Messenger RNA from Kockovaella imperatae, 1704 nucleotides. RefSeq lists its product as hypothetical. NCBI's taxonomy places the organism in Eukaryota, Fungi, Basidiomycota, Tremellomycetes, Tremellales, Cuniculitremaceae. Bases 1 to 1704 code for a protein of 567 amino acids. The transcript is spliced from 6 exons. The record is from RefSeq and is a predicted model, not a curated record.
AUGGAGGAUCUGGUGAACCUUGCUCUCAGCGACUCACCACCCACUCCACCUACCUCCUCAUUUUCAAAGCGAGACUGGCGACCAAGCAUGGGUGGCCUCUGGGAGCCUCUGAGGCCAGAUUCCCCGAAUGGGGCAUCGUCAAAAGAUUCACUCCACGGAUUCAAGCCUAAGCCACCGAGACCAGUGGGUGCACCCCUGUCUCGCUCGCCACCAUCUACAUGGUCAUCUCAAACGACUGUCAAGAGCACACUUAGGGCAACAGCUGAGCCGUUCGAGGUGCGAAAGGGAUGCAUCAACCAGCAGCAUUCAGCUUCUGUCUCGAGUUUGACUUCAUUUACAUCGAAAUCGGCGCCUCGACCUACAGUUGUCUCGCCUGGGACUUUGACUAGCUCCGAGAAGAUGGACGGGCUCCAUUUUGAGUGGAUCGUGGAUAUUGGUGGAGAAAACAUUGUGACGGCCAGUGUCGUACCGAAACUCGAGAGCACGUCGACGAACGGUCUUCAAGCAGUGUGUCGGCUGAAUAGUCCCCCUCAGGGUAAUGCUACAUCCAGACAGGCUAACAGGAAGGUCUCCCAGGUUCCGGCUCCGCCGCGGGUCGAGGACAUGGCCCAAAGGUUCUCGGCCCUAUGGACCGCAUUUGAAGGCUUCGCGCUAGCAUUUCAUGACGACCUGAAGCGUCUCAAGCAGAACUCCGUAUCCCUACCCGAUAUCACCCAUGAGAAAGAGAUGAACUCGUCAGACCGUGUGGCAGAGCUCGAGCGAGAGGUUUUGGAGCACAAGGCCCUCGCUGUCAAAGCCUCCGAAGACCACAAGAUCUGCUUGUCGCAGCUUGAGGAGCUUUCGAGGAGAAAUCUGGAGAUGGGGGAUAAGCUCGACGCUUACGAAGCUAGGAUGGCGAAACCUCCAAAUAGCUCUACGUCGAGAGACAGGCGAAGCGUCUUUGUGAUGCGAGGCGAGAUGGACAUGUUUGAUCCGGCGCUUGUGGCACAGGGAGCUUUGGGUGGCAGAAAAACCUCAGCAGUCAUUCGAGACAGGAUCCAGUUCGCUUUCAACUUGAAUAUCGAUACCCAACAAAUCAACACGAUCACUAUCGUGCAGUUGUUUGUGACACUUCAAGCGCUCUUGAAUCAUCGAUUCUUGAAUUUCAUCAGGGGGUUUCAAGAGGAUCAUGACCUCAACAUGCUCUCCUUCUCUGAUCAUGAAGGACUCGCAAUCAAGGCUGAAGCGCUUGUGCAGUUCUACCUUGACCAACCCGACAUUGAUUGGGUAGUAGUCGGGUCCCGAUCUACGCAAGGAUUCGAGCAUCGCAGUGACAAACUCAAUGCAAUCCGCUCAAAGAUUGACCAAGAUCCAUUUGAUCAUCUCGGUGCCGCAAAUCUUAUUUCCGUGCCUGUCCUGUUCCUCUUUCAAGACAACGAGGAAGAGGAAGAGGAAGAUCAAGAUCACAUGUCAACAUCAUCACGGACAGCCACAACACGUGCCAACACUCCUGUCCCGCUCUCGAUUUUCCCUCAGGCCACUGGGGGCUCCUCAGCUCGAAGUCAACCACCUUGGCCACCGUCUCCUCCCCUCGAGAUCGCCUCACACCAUCCACCUUGGCAGAGAUCAGAUGGUUGCCCUACAGAGAAUGCUUCCGCAAUCGACAGUACCGUCAUGCGGACAGCUUGCUGGACCAAUAUUACUCCAACACGUCCCGACCCGUGA